This is a messenger RNA of Achroia grisella, 1793 nucleotides long. Its product is annotated as putative fatty acyl-CoA reductase CG5065. Gene Ontology annotation, biological process: long-chain fatty-acyl-CoA metabolic process. Gene Ontology annotation, cellular component: peroxisome. The record is from RefSeq and is a predicted model, not a curated record. Lineage: Eukaryota; Metazoa; Arthropoda; Insecta; Lepidoptera; Pyralidae. Bases 222 to 1775 code for a protein of 517 amino acids. The transcript is spliced from 14 exons. Gene Ontology annotation, molecular function: alcohol-forming very long-chain fatty acyl-CoA reductase (NADP+) activity.
AAUUAAGAACAUUUUGAAACGAUAAUAUUCCAAAUUCAAAUUAGUGGUCGUCAGCGCCUCACACAUUUGACUACAAUCCUUUUGCAAUACUGUGAAUUGUUGCUGUUUAUUCGUGUGUUCGAAUUUUAAAUUUUACUUAUAUAUACCAUAAAUAAGCAAUAUAUUUUUUAUAAAGUGUUUAAAUAUUGAACUUGGAUUUGUUAUAUUUUAGUGUUGGAAAAAUGGGGUUUUUGGAAAGAGAUAUGACCAAUGCUCCGACGAUAACCGAUUAUUAUACCGGAAAAACCAUAUUCAUAACAGGAGGAUCUGGAUUUAUGGGCAAGGCGUUAAUAGAGAAGCUUCUGUAUUCAUGUUCUGGUGUAGACAGAAUAUAUAUAUUACUUAGAAGCAAGAAGGGAGUUAAAUCUGAGGACAGACUGUCUCAAGUGUAUGAAUCGUUUUGUUUCGACCGCUUGAGAGCGGAGAAGCCGAACAUCUUCACGGAGAAAGUGUUCAUUGUAUCUGGUGACGUAAUGGAACCUGGCUUAGGUUUAUCACAGGAAGACAGAGCUCUUCUAGUCAAUCGAGUGAACAUAAUCUUUCACGUUGCAGCCAGUGUAAGAUUCGAUGAUUCUCUGCCAUUCGCUGCCAAAAUGAACCUCGGCGGUACAAAGGAAUUGAUCGAUUUCGCAAAAGAAGUUCGAGAUUUAUCUGUUCUAAUGCACGUAUCGACUUUAUAUUCUAAUUGUAAUAGAAAUAAGGUAGAAGAACGCAUGUACCCUCCGCUGGCGGACUGGCGAGAGACCAUGCAGAUAUGUGAGGAAGUUGAUGACCACACAUUGCGUGUAUUGACUCCUAAAUACCUUGGGAGCAUUCCUAACACGUACACGUUCACGAAGCAGCUCGCCGAGCAUGUCGUGUAUGAACAGAGAGGUCUACUGCCGGCCGUUAUCGUGAGACCAUCCAUAGUUAUUGCAAGUGUUAAAGAACCUAUGCCGGGCUGGAUAGACAAUUUCAAUGGACCCGUUGGCCUUAUAAUAGCUUCUGGUAAAGGUUUGUUACGUAGUAUACACACGGAGCCGGAUCUCAUCGCGGACUAUAUGCCUGUGGAUAUAGCUAUCAAAAGUAUUAUAUGUAUGGCUUGGGUACGCGGAACGAAAAAAUUGGAGAUCACAGAUGAUAUACCGAUAUACAAUUGCUGUGCAGGCACACUCAAUAACAUUACUAUGUCGGAAAUGGUAGAGUUUGGUAGGAAGUUAGCACCAACGAUGCCCAUAAAUGGUGCUCUGUGGAGCGUCGGCGGCUCUAUAACGACUUCCGAAACGAAGCAUUAUAUUAAGGUUCUAUUAAUGCACUGUUUGCCUGCUAUUCUGGUGGAUACUCUACUGUGGCUUCUUGGUCACAAACCAAUGUUGUUAAAAGUUCAAAGAAGAAUUUAUAUAGCGAACAUGGCUCUCCGAUAUUUCAUAAUGCAGCAAUGGACAUUCAUAAAUGAUAAUAUAGUCAAACUCCGCUCGUGCAUCAAGGAGCAGGAUGUUGAAGAUUUCUACUACGAUAUGGAAUCAGUUGAUAAGCAUAUGUACUUUAGAGACUGUUGUAUUGGCGGGAAAAAGUAUUUAUUAAAAGAAAAGGACGAGGACUUGCCGAAAGCAAAAGCUCAUUACCGAAGAAUGGUGAUAUUGGAUAAAUUGGUACAAAUUACGUUUUACGGCUACAUUUUCUGGUGGUUCAUGAACACUGACUUCGUUCAAAGUUGGCUGUAUACGGCGCAGGAUAUUUUCACAUUAAAUAAUUAGUUAGUUUUUUAUUUCGGA